AUGUGCGAGAAUAUAGACAGACUCUGCCAGCAAACAUUUCAUGGAAGUAGGAAAGAUCUAAAACGUCAGAACGGGGAAAUGGAUUGUGCUAAGAUUUUAAAAGAUCAUUUCAAACCAGAAGACCUUCGAUCAGUGAUGAAGUCUAUUACAAUGAAAAUAAGUCUCCUGUCAGAACUUGAUACUUACUGUCCAGGAGAUGUUGUGAAGGGCUCAGUAAAUCUCAGUAUAUCACAUGAAGUUAUUAUAAGUCGUGUUUCUGUGAAAUUAAUUGGGGUAGCUGUGAUAAAUUAUAAAGGAAAAGAUCCUCCAGAUCAGGAAUUAGCCCUUCUGAAAAAGGAAACGUAUGUAGAAGAUGAAAAAUACCUUUACAGCUCACAAGAUGGGAAUCUUCAGGAUUUAUUUACAGAAGCUGGAAAUCAUGAAUUGCCAUUUACUUUUGUUCUGCCUGAUAGUAUACCAUCAUCUUUUGAAUCAAAAGAAUGUUAUAUUAGAUACACCAUUUCUUCAUCACUUGAAGGUGCAAAACUUCCUCUACUUUCCGAGAAAGUUAUCAUUUCCGUGAAUGCACCUUUGGAUCUUAAUAAUAUCCCUAAAUCACAGUACCCUUCAACCGCUAUAAUAGAUCAGAAAAAUAACACAUGGUGCUGGUGUGCAAAGACUACACUUCAUGCAGGAGUUCACACCUCACGAAGAGGGUAUGUUCCAGGAGAAAUUAUAAUAUUAAAUGCUGAAAUUAACAAUUUGGAUUCCAAACCUGUGGUUUCUGUUAGGGCUCAGCUAAUUCAGAUCAUAAAGUAUUAUCACAAGGCUUGGCCUCGUAAAACAAAGCGCAUGGCCUCAGAAAUCACAAGAGGAUAUAUUCUUCCCAAUGAAUCUCAGUAUUGGAUGGGGGAGACUUUAAUUGUUCCAGCUUUGGUCUCAUCAUACAUGAAAUACUGCAAUCUAAUUGACAUCAAAUAUAAAAUAUAUUUUCGAAUUGCCAAAGCUGGAGUGCCUGAAAUUAUAAUGAAAUUGCCAAUUAUAAUUGGUAAUGUUCCUUUGAUGGGAUGUGUUGAUGUUCUUUCUGAUACUAUUGACGCAGAGGAACGAUCCAUUGCAACCCUUGAAAGAGCGACCAAGAACCAUGAGCCAUGCCACUUUGGUCCACAUGAUGUAACAGAAUCCAACAGUGAGAACGUUCAAGACCAAUGCUUAUUCAGUCCCAGAUACAUAACUUACUCAUCCUGAAAAGAACCUACAUUACACAUCAUUUUGAACAUCUAUAAUUCUGACGAGGUCAAAUUGUAUUGUCCAAUGCAAGAUUAUUUAUGUAUCUUUUCAAGUGUUCAAUAAAAAUGUAUUAUGUACUUGCAGUUAUUUUUAUUAAUUUCAUGCAUUUCAACACAAAAUGUUAUGAUACACAAGAUAUUACAAAAACCAAGCAUAUUAAAUUUCACCCUCAAAAAAGGUGACAAAAACAUCGUUACUGAAGUAUAUAAAAAUGAGUUCACUUGAAUCGCACAACAGCUAUGAAUAUCACAUGUGUUUAAAAUAAAGUUAUCUCUUCCUAUCAUACUGCCAUUUGUACACAGGAGGAGCACUUUUUGUUGCUGGUUUGACCCUUUCAGGAGCCAUUUCCUUCUUGUUCUGGAGGUAUCUUUUAAUUGCAAGCUUUUCUUCAAUUACUUGUAACUGCUUCUCUCUUUCGAUUCUUCGACUGAGUUCCCUGUAGGCAUUAUCACGAGACAUUGCAGCUCUUUCCAACUCAGGUUUAGUAACAUUAGGAAGAGAUAGUUGUUGAAGUGUAGAUGUUUUUAAUCUGUUUGUUCGACGCUUUAGAAGAGAUGGAUGAGUAUCUAAAUGUGUUGCCACAUCAAACUGCUUAGCUUCUUUUGUUGAAUCAACAAAGAAAAUGUGUUUAUUCUCUGUUUUGUUGGCUACAUCAAUUAAAUGUAGUUGUGACUGCAUUUUACUGAUUUUCUUGGAUUCAAUGGUUCGUUUCAUUCGAACAUAACGUAAGUCCUGUGUCUGCAUGAGGCUAAUUUGCUCUGGAGUGUGCUCAUCUUCUUUAUCAAGUUCAUGAUGAACGCCAUCCUCUACUUUUGAAUUUAUCAUAUGGAAGUAAAACUCAUCGGGAUUUCUAUCAAGCGCUUUUCUCUUCAAAGCUAAUAUGGUAUUCUUCUUGUUUUGAAAAUUUUUGGCUCUUUCCUUGUAGUCCUUAUGUUUUUCCAAUAAACCCAAGUGGGCUCUGCUUUCUGGUUGGUGCCUCUCUUGAUGAAUUCGACGAUGGCAUUUCGCCGCACUCUUCCACGUCGCCAUAAUUCCUCAGAUUUCAAACUAUGGGAUGAGCUAUUUUACGUGGGUAAGCGCAAAAGUCUGCAACAAUGGGAGACAAAGUCCUUGCGUAAAAUCACACGUUCCAAAACAAAAAUUGAACUAGUUUCACUGUGAUAAAUCAAAUAUUUCCAACCAUAACCCCGCCACAAACCGAUCUCAUGUGGCACCAGUACGAGUGUACUGUCCGAUUUAAAAUGCGGUGUAUGUUACUGAUCAUCAGCAGGACGCUGUUGUCCAAUCGGAAGUUUCAUGAAAAUGUAUUGUGAAUAUCAAAGCUCACGAUUGGAUAAUCACGUCACAGCAGGGAGUCUGUCACAUGUCUUUAUAUUUUAAUCUGACAAUAGAGGCUAGAUCCCACUUGAGCAAACGGCGACACGAGCGCUAUUG
Molecule: messenger RNA, 2703 nt
Organism: Gryllus bimaculatus (two-spotted cricket)
Lineage: Eukaryota; Metazoa; Arthropoda; Insecta; Orthoptera; Gryllidae
Source: the annotation of a GenBank genome assembly